Molecule: messenger RNA, 501 nt
Organism: Penicillium manginii
Lineage: Eukaryota; Fungi; Ascomycota; Eurotiomycetes; Eurotiales; Aspergillaceae
Exons: 2
Coding region: 1-501 (166 amino acids)
Source: RefSeq, a predicted model, not a curated record
AUGGCAAAACCGGGAGAAAACAACAUGGUACCAUUCGAGGUCGGGCAAUCAAUUGCCCAAAAGAAGGCACGCUAUGGUCGCUACGUUGAUUCAAAACAGUGGUCUAAAUUUCAUGAGAUCAUGCUCCAUGACGCCCGCCUUAAUUUCUGGGAUAUCCACGGAAAUGUGGUAAUGGUCGGGAAUGACCCGCUAUCGUUCAAAUCAUGCAAAGCUUUCGUGGAUUUCUUUUCUCUGUUCUUGGCAAAUGCCGAAACCCUUCAUAUGUUCGGUCCUGGUGAUUUGGAACAGACAUCGGCGGAUGAAGUCAAGGCGAUCUGGAGUAUGGAGGACCAGAUAUAUCUCAAGUCGACCAAUCUGGUUGAGAUAAGGGGUGGAGGCUUCUAUUAUGAAACAUGGAAGCUGAAGGACGGAGAAUGGUAUCUGAAGUCUCUCGACCUGAAGAGAACUUACACCAAAAUAAGGGAUACGGACAGCGAUGGCCUAGCGAAAGCCAGAAUGUGA